GGAUGCAAAAUGGCGGCUCUCGGAGAAGCGGGAGUGUCAUACCGUUUUUUGACUUUGUUCUCGCAAAAGUGCAAAUAUGCUAUUCCUAGUGCGAGCGCGGCGUCGAGGAAAAGCUACUCGACCGCCGUGACAGAUGAAGAGAAAUAUGACGUCAUCGUCACCGGAGGCGGCAUGAUCGGCGCGACGUUAGCGUGUGCGAUAGGGAACAAUCGAAUACUGGAAGGUAAGAAGGUCUUGUUAUUGGAGGGUAGUGCUAAACAGAAAUAUACACCACAGGAGCAAUAUUCCAAUCGAGUUGUCGCUUUGAAUCAGCAAACUCGUACUUUAUUAUCCAGCUUAGGAGCAUGGAAACACAUAGAAGCAGUUCGCUAUUGUCCAGUACGAAAAAUGCAGAUUUGGGACGCCUGUUCCGAUGCUAUGAUAACAUUUAACGAGGACCACUUGUCUGAGGAACUGGCAUACAUAAUUGAAAACGAUCUGCUGUUACACGCGAUCAACAAGCAGCUUUCUCAGAAGGAAAAUGUGACUGUGGUUCACGAGUCUAAGAUCACCGAGGUAAAACUCCCGAAGACAUCGGCCGAAUUCGCUUCUGUACAGUUGCAAUCAGGAAAGCGAUACGCAGCUAGAUUAUUGGUGGGUGCCGAUGGUGCUAAUUCGAUAGUGCGAAAGACGAUGGGUGUCCUCUAUCCGAACUGGCAGUAUAAUCAAUUAGGCAUCGUUGCGACUCUCAAAUUGUCCGAGCCCACGGAGAACAUCGUCGCUUGGCAGAGGUUUCUCCCAACAGGUCCCAUCGCAUUGUUACCGUUGACAGAAUCUCUCAGUUCGCUUGUAUGGUCCGUGACGACCGAGAGAGCGAAGGAGUUGCUGAAAGUCCCGGAGGAAGAAUUCGUCGACAGUAUAAACGAGGCGUUGUGGCGAGUCUAUCCGAAGAACGGCGUCGUCGAGAGCGGAAUGCACGCGCUUCGUCAGCUGCUCGGAAACCUGUCCCUGCAGACCGGCGUGUCCAGGCAAUUGCAACCCUCUGUAACGACGAUCGUCGAAGGAUCCCGGGCGGCGUUUCCCUUAGGUUUCGGCCACGCCGCAUCUUACGUUCAGCCGGGCACAGUGUUGAUCGGGGACGCGGCACACAGAGUCCAUCCCUUGGCCGGUCAAGGUGUGAAUCUGGGUUUCGGCGACGUGACGGUGCUAACGCAGAUCCUCGCUGAGGCCACUGUGAACGGUAGUCACCUCAACGAUAUGCAAUAUUUGCGACGAUACGAGACGCUGAGGCAGCGUCACAAUGUGCCGACGAUGCUCGUAAUCGAUGCGCUUCAUCGACUUUAUCGAGGCACUGCGGCUCCCGUUGUUCUAGCUAGAAGUUUGGGCUUGCAAUUGACGAACGCUAUACCGCAAAUCAAGAAACUGUUGAUGGAACAGGCUGCAGGAGGGACGAUCAUUAAAUGAUUGUUAACUUGAUGAUAAUAAUGUACAUAUCAUUGUGAUAAACUACUUUAAAGUAAUGUAAGAUAUCCUUUGCAUAACUUAUUGUUUGUACUUAAUAUGUAUUAUAAAUUGUAAUUAUUAUGAAAACAG
Nylanderia fulva is the source of this 1572-nucleotide messenger RNA. It is a transcript of the gene Coq6, whose product is annotated as ubiquinone biosynthesis protein COQ6, mitochondrial. Gene Ontology annotation, molecular function: 4-hydroxy-3-all-trans-polyprenylbenzoate oxygenase activity; FAD binding. The record is from RefSeq and is a predicted model, not a curated record. Gene Ontology annotation, cellular component: mitochondrion. Lineage: Eukaryota; Metazoa; Arthropoda; Insecta; Hymenoptera; Formicidae. Gene Ontology annotation, biological process: ubiquinone biosynthetic process.